AUGGCUUCCACAACGCCCACGACUACGCCCUCGUACCGACGCACACGCAGCAAAUCACCUCGAUCACGUCCGACUACACCCCUCCGCGCUUCUUCGCGCUCUUCUUUGCGCGACUCAUCCCAGCGCGGUCGCGCUGCUUCUGUGUCCGGCAACGCACUAGAGGGGCUGCAAGAUGGGUUUGCUGAGUUGAGCGACGCAAUGGCGGAUCUUGAACAAAACUUCCUGCAAUUGCAACUGAUGCACGAAAGUCUGGCACGCUUCUCAGAGAGUUUUGCAGGCUUUCUAUACGGAAUGAACAUGAACGCUUUCUGCGUAGACUUUCCUGAGGCUCCUGUUCAAGAAUCAUUCAAGCGACCACAGAACCAGCCUGAUCAGGGUGCUGCAAACCUAAAUCGCUCCCAAGGCCCUGAAGACAUGGAAGCCACAUUUUUGACGACCGACACUUCCUUCGUCGACAACCCACCGAGCAGCAAAAUUGCUUCCAAAUUCCAGAAUCCGCAAACGCCGGCACCAGCUGCAAAAACAUCAGGUGUGCCUAGAGGAAGAGGGGGAAUACCGCGAGCAGGGGGGCGCGGCGGUAUACCCACGCGCGGGGGUGCUCCCAGAGCAGCCAGGGGCGGCACAGGCAUAGCAAGAGGGAUUGCUGGACGGGGUCGCGGAGCACGUUGA
Messenger RNA from Alternaria postmessia, 669 nucleotides. RefSeq lists its product as uncharacterized. The coding region runs from base 1 to 669 and encodes 222 amino acids. The record is from RefSeq and is a predicted model, not a curated record. Gene Ontology annotation, biological process: mitotic sister chromatid biorientation. The transcript has 2 exons. Lineage: Eukaryota; Fungi; Ascomycota; Dothideomycetes; Pleosporales; Pleosporaceae. Gene Ontology annotation, cellular component: mitotic spindle pole body; DASH complex; mitotic spindle.